UGUUAGCAAAAAAAAAAGAUCUAAUUUUGUAACCCCCCAAAAGCAAAGAAAAAGAAGCAAGAUCUAAAGGCAAAGACAAAGUAAUGGGUUUCUUUGGUGUUGUGUCAUGUGUGUGUUUUCCCUCCUAACACGCCUGCUUCAGAUGCCUAACUAACAUUUUGCUUCAUUCUCCUGUUUCCUUCUCUGGGAUCCAAGCCCCAGCCACCGCUAAUCUGAUUUAUAUGCGUUUCUUGCACCUCUGAAAUGCCCCCUUGUAGUUAAGAUUGACAUUCCUUUGAGGGCUGAUUAUAAUCAUGUCUGGGGAGAUAGAAGAACCCUUUAGUUUUAGCUUUCAGUCAGACUCUUUACACUCUGGUUCCAUAUCAUUUGGGAGGUUCGAAAAUGAAGCGUUAUCUUGGGAAAAGAGAUCAUCUUUCUCACAUAACAGAUAUGUUGAAGAGGUCGAAAAAUGCUUGAAACCAGGUUCAGUUAUUAAGAAGAAAGCUUACUUUGAAGCUCAUUUCAAAAAGAAGGGUCUUCCCAAACCAAAUUUACCCGAGUGUCAUCAUGGUACAGAUUCUCAAGUCUCUGAAAAUGAUGUCUUGGAGAGUGGUGCUUACAGGGAAGAAUUUGAACAUGGAAAUGAAGGCAGCAGUUAUGCUCAAUUUGAUGAGAGCCCGGAUGGUUCAGAGUAUCAUGGAGACUGUAGUGUUGUGACCGAAUGUGAAAAAGAAGAUCCUGAAGUUUUAUUGUCUAGUCCUCAGAAGGUAUCUUCCUUAAAGGAUGAUGAUAUUUUGGUCGAUGGUGCUGUUGAAGAUGCAAAUUCUGAGGAAACACAUCAACCCGGAAAGGAUUGUGACAAGUUUUCUUCAACUAUUGAUGAACCAGAGACUGAUGUAAAUAAGAAUCAUAAUGGUGAUGCAGCGAAUGCUGAUGAAUCUUCUAACCCUGUUAAUAUAUGCCCCAAGACUGAAGCAGCUAAGAAAAUUGAUAGCACUAUUGUAGAAACUUGGCAAAGUGCUUCUCCAAAGUUGAAGGAUGCAAAAGAAUCCAAAACUUCCAAGCCCAGAGACAAUUCUAAGGCCAGCAUUUCUCAGGUCCAGAGAAGCAUUUCUUGUGAGGCAUCUAAAGAUCCUAUAAAGAAUUCUAAUACAAGAGAAAGAGAGGGCACACGGAGGAGAACGGAUAAAGAAAAGCUGUCAUCAAAAACUACCAUUCCAUCAACACAUUCUGGACGCAGAACUUCAAAAUUAGAGGAGUCUAGAGAUCUGAAGGGAAAAUCUGUUCAUGAGAGUACAAGUGAUAAAGAGUCACGAGGCAAGAAACUUGAUGAACCUCAACCUCCGGCAUUCAAGCCUGACCCCAGAAGAUGCCAAACAGCAAACAGGCUUAACCACAGAGUGACCAAGUCUGAUACGAGAUCAAGUGUUGCAACUUUCAAUUUCAAAAGUUCUGAACGAGCAGAAAGGAGGAAAAAGGCAAGCCAGCAUUUUUCCAUGAAGUUGGAAGAAAAAAUGCACGCUAAGGAAGAUGAGAUGAGUAAGAUCCAAGCAAGAAAGCAGGAAAAGACAGAAGCUGAGAUUAAACAAUUCCGGAAAAGCCUCAACUUCAAAGCAGCACCAAUGCCUUCUUUCUACAAUGUAGCUAUGACUUCAGGGCCUGAUGGAAAAAAGGCUGCAUCUACCAAAUUCUCUAAAGUACAAGGCAAGUCAACAAGUCCAGGGAGUGGAGCUGCUGCAGGAUUGGCCUCACAUUCAGAGGUAGGAAAGGAUGAAGAUCCCACUUCUAGUGCUCCUGUAAGCACAACUGAAUCACAUGAUGCCUCAGGAGAAACCAACUUAUCCCGAGAUACGAAAACAAAAAGUGAAGGCAGCAGGAUGAAAGAAAAAGAGAAGGAUGCUAAUGUGCAGAAACAGCGGUUUUUAGAAAGUGGUAAGGUGGCAAAAGGUCGGAAAAGUGAGGGGAAGCAGAAAGCGGGAGGCGAAAGAAAUAGCACAGAGAUGUCAAGGAAGGGUAUGAAAGGCAUCGGCUUCGGAAGCAGUUCCAGAAUGGGUCAUCUAACAGUUGGUGUUGCUUCAUGAAUGAAGGGUCCUUGUUCCUUUUGUCAUCCCAUCAUCCACAGUAUGCUUCAAUUUAUGGUAUUGGUGACAACCAUUAUUACUGUUAGUGAUCAUCAAAAUCAGCUGUUGAGGCUAGCGUUCCCUUUUGCUAUCACUUUUAGAGUCCCACAGACAGUUUUAUCCAUGCAAAGCUUGUAACAAAAGCAUAUAAGCUGAAUAGACAUAAUAAUAAUGGUUGCGCUGUUUUGAGGGGCUAAAAUUGCCUAGGCUAGGCCCUCUUGCCACCUUAUAAAUAUGAUAAAUUAAAAAUUGAUUAAAUUAUAUUAUUCAUCAGGUAGAUUGUAAUGAAAGCAAGUUCUCUUUCAAUCAAAGUAUGUCUCUUUGAAA
This is a messenger RNA of Prunus mume (Japanese apricot), 2426 nucleotides long. NCBI's taxonomy places the organism in Eukaryota, Viridiplantae, Streptophyta, Magnoliopsida, Rosales, Rosaceae. The record is from RefSeq and is a predicted model, not a curated record.